Messenger RNA from Lachancea thermotolerans CBS 6340, 1716 nucleotides. RefSeq names its product protein-lysine N-methyltransferase (gene EFM1). The transcript has a single exon. The record is from RefSeq and is a predicted model, not a curated record. Gene Ontology annotation, biological process: peptidyl-lysine monomethylation. NCBI's taxonomy places the organism in Eukaryota, Fungi, Ascomycota, Saccharomycetes, Saccharomycetales, Saccharomycetaceae. The coding region runs from base 1 to 1716 and encodes 571 amino acids. Gene Ontology annotation, molecular function: protein binding; protein-lysine N-methyltransferase activity. Gene Ontology annotation, cellular component: nucleus.
AUGACUACUGGUGCUGUUGAUUCAUGCGUUGAGUGGGCUAGAAGCCAUGGUUCGGUCAUCGAUGAUAGGGUUGAGUUCAGAGCGGAUCCCAAUCAAGGUACAUACGCGGUGGCAAACGCACGAAUUAGUGAAGGUAGUGUCCUGGUCACAAUACCUCGUAAACUGCUCAUCACUACUACCCUUGCAGAGAAGCAUUUUAGGCUAAAAAAUCCAGUCGAAUCGAAUCCUAACGCGCUCUUACAGCUUUUCUUGUCGAAGCUGAAAUUCAGUUCAAAAAGCUGUGAUGAAAUCUCUUUCUUCCAGCCUUUCAUGGACGUGCUACCCUUGAUCAGGGACAUUCAUUCACCCUAUUUUUGGUCAAGCGAAGAGUUGACUGCUUUAAAGGGAACUGAUCUCCUGAUCAAAACAGAAAGAAACCUGAAGAAAGUUAUCGAGGAAUGGUUUGGCCUCAUAACGAAAGCUAAGGCCGCGGACGACGAAGAUACAGCAUUUUACCUUCAAUCGUCUUCAAACCCCCAUUUCCAAGUUUCUGACCACAUGACCUACUCUAAAAGUUCAUCCUGGCACAGCUUUAGUUCGUACCUUUGGUCUGCUUACAUUGUCUCUUCGAGGGCCUUCCCGGAACUUAUUUUAGAAAAUGAAAACCUCAAAAACAUUAACCAGGCUUUUCUUUACCCGAUUGUCGACUUCUUGAACCACCAUAGUGGACAAAAAGUUCAAUGGCAACUGAACAAGGACAGAAACGGGGUUUCAUUUUCUUCCGGAAAUCAGAUAGAGAAAGGUCAGGAAAUCUUUAAUAAUUAUGGCGAUAAAUCAAAUGAGGAACUGUUGUUAAACUACGGCUUUGCGAUACAAAACAAUAUGAACGAUUCAUCAACUCUAACUUUGAGGCUACCUCCGGGCCAGCUCGAGUCCUUGAAGUCUUAUGAUCUUACACUUCGAGAUCAGAACUUGGCAGAAAAUUCAGUCAAUUUUUUGUUGACUCUAGGCUCCCCACUCCCUAUGCCUUUGAUGAAAUUGUUCGGAAUAUUGAGUAAGCUAACAUCCGAAAAGUUUAUCACUGCGAGAAGCGUCCUAGAUGGCUCGGAGCAGCUGAACGCCAUAAUAGAGCAGAAGUUGAGCUUUUUCAAAGAUGCAUCCAAGCUGAAAGUGUCUCUUAAAAGCCCAAUCAGAUCCAAGUCCACCAAAGCAUAUAUGGCUGGCCAGAAGAGGAUCUUUCAAGAGGCUUCAGAUUUCAUCAAGAAGUUUCAGAAAAAAGUCUUGAAAGAGCUGAAGCCCUUGUCCUUCAAAAGCCUUUUCAAAUCAGACAAAACAUUUGUGAAUACCCUAACGCUCACGUUUGGCGUAACAAAGUAUGACGAUUUGGUAACCAAAAAUUUUCUGCAACAAGCACUGCUAUUAUGGAUUGUUAGAGCCCAUAAUUUGUCGAGCAGGAGGGCUGAAAACCUAGCUUUGCCCCAAUUUAUCCUUGACUGCUUUGAGGACGUGAAGUCCUGCAUAGUAAUCGAAAAAGAUGAUGUACACGAAUACCUCGCCUUUUACAAGAGUAUAUUUCCUCAGCUUUCUAUGAAAAUUCCAGAAGUUUAUGGCAAGGGUGACUGGAGCAUCAAAAAUUUUAUAAUUGCCGGUACAGUCAUCGAUAGGCUGGUAUGGAAACUACCUGCUUCCCAGGAAGCCUUUUUUUUUGAAAGGAGACCCUAUGAUCUGUCAUCCUAG